Molecule: messenger RNA, 2657 nt
Organism: Chenopodium quinoa (quinoa)
Lineage: Eukaryota; Viridiplantae; Streptophyta; Magnoliopsida; Caryophyllales; Amaranthaceae
Product: dentin sialophosphoprotein-like
Exons: 3
Coding region: 259-2247 (662 amino acids)
Source: RefSeq, a predicted model, not a curated record
UUCGAUGAUUGAUUAACCAACGUCCAAGCCAAACUCGAUGCUCUCAUUUUCCCCUACUUUGAUUCCAACUUCUCAACUACAAUUUUCCUCUAAAUUUUCCCUGAUUUUGCAAAUAAAUUUUAUCAAUCUUCGCCUCUAAAUCUAAACUACUUAAUUGUAAUUCCAAUUUACUAACCCUAAUUUAUUGCUUUUUUUUUUGCUUGUGUAUUUGUGUUUAUUUUUUCUUCUAAUUUGUUUGUUUCUCUGAAUUUUUUCGCCAUGAAAAGUAGUUCGCGUUCAUCCAAAAGCAAGACGAAACGAUCUCAGAAACAUACCAAGAAGAGAACUAAGAGCAGUAGGGAGAAACCCAAGAAAUUAAAACAACGGGAUGAUUCGGAUUCGAUUUCUGAUGAGGAUUCGAUCACUACUAAGUCGGUAUCGUGUUCGAGUCCAGGGGAUUAUUCUAGGAGUAAGAAGAGAGGUAGGUCUAGGGACAAAAGGCUUAGGAAAGAUAAGAAAAGGAGUAAGAAAAGCACCUUGUUGAGUGAGAGCAGUGGAGAUGACUCUCCUUGUGUUAAGAAAUCGAAGAAGUUGAAGAGGAAGCGAGGUUCUGAUUCUAGGAAGAAGCGGCAUGUGAAGAGGCGAAAGAGGGAUCGUAGUGUUAGUAUUUCAAGUAGCCGGUCUAGGAGUUGCUCUGUGGGCAAACCAAGUGGUGAUAGUGAGAUUGGCAAGAAAGAAGAAAAGGUUGAAUCGAAGGAACGAAAGGGGAGAGAAAAGGUUAGGAAAAAGAUUGGGAGUAAGAGGAGUAGGCGCCGGUCUAGGAGUUGCUCCGUGGGCGAACCAAGUGGUGAUAGUGAGAGAGAAUUUGGGAAGAUGGAAGAGAAGGUGGAAUCAAAGGAACGAAAGGGGAGAGAAAAGGAUAGGAAAAAGAGUGGGAUUAAGAAGAGUAGGCGUAGGUCAAGAAGCUGCUCUCCAUGUAGCGUGCAUAGUGAGAGUAGUAGUCAUUAUAGUGAGGAGAGGGUGUUUGAGAAGAGUAAUCCUAAUAGAUUGAAAUCUGUUAUAGUUGUUAUGAAGGAUAGAGAGGAGGUCCCUGAAAAACAAGAGUCGAAUAAGUAUGAUAGGCAUGAAGAUGAAAUUGUGUUCGAGUAUGAUGACUAUCCUAGCAAGAGCAAUGAUAGUAUUGAUGGUGUUAGUGGAAGAGAAACUGUUUCAUGUAUGCAUGAUGUUAGUUCUAAGAAAAGGUCCUUGGAUGAGCCAAAUAAGGAUUUUGUUGCUUCUGGUGUCAGGACUUCAGAUAUCCCGGGAAUUCAAAGACAGGUUGUUGAGGGAAGUGGUGGAUUAAGUCCAAGUUAUGUCAGAUCCAGGGACAAUGUUCCCUUGAUGGAAAAUAGGAGUGCGAAUUUAACUUCGAAUGCAGGUUUAAAUCAUGUGGAUCUUGAAGCAGUUUUAAGACAGAAGGCCUUGGAGAAUCUACUCAACCGCCAAGGAAAAUUAUCAACCAAAACUACUUUUGAUAAGAAAGAUGAACAUGAUGUUGACGUGAAAAGGUCUUCAAUUGUUAAGGCACAACCUAUUGAUCAACCUACACCUCGUGAUGAGGGAAAUAUUAAACUUUUGCCAAAAGUAGGGAAAAUUGUUAAUGAUGUUAGAUAUUUUAGUAAUACUACUAAUUUACCUGGUCCUUCGGAAGACACUGGUCUGUCUAAAUAUAAUAAUGCUGAUCUAUUGAGGGCAAAGGUUGGAACUGCUGAUACAGAAGAAAAGAGUAAGGCCUCCGGUGAUUUUGUAAAUAGCAGACCUAAUGUUGGCUUAUCCAUGUCUAGGAAAGAUUUUCUUGGAGCAAAGAAUACUUGGAAGCAACAGCUGAUCCCACAAGAAUCUUCUCAGGAAAUUGUGUCAACCCCUAAAGAAACCAUAGUGAGGAAUUCUAAUGAGAAACUGAUGUCACUAGAUAAUUCUCUGCCUAAGCUUUCUGUACCGCAAAAAACUAUUAGCAAGGAUUCUACUAGGGACUGUGCGUCUCAUCUAUUUGAUAGUGAAGAUAGUACUAUAAAAGUUGAUACUUUUGCUCUUUCUGAGGCUUCGGCUUCAGCUUCAGUUUCUGAUGAACAAUGCACAAAUGAUAGUACCAAUAAAGCCGAUGAGGAUGCACAGUUUCAGCAGAAGACAAUGUCUGUCAUGCGGGGUGGUGAAAUGGUGCAGGUAAGCUACAAGGUCUAUAUCCCAAAGAAAGCCCCCGCAUUAGCCAGAAGGCAACUGAAGCGUUAAUUCAAAUAUCCAUAGUGCCGCUGUAGUUUGGGUUCCUCUUGCUGAUAUUGAAUUGAGCAGGCAAGUCAUGAACAGAAUCUGAUGGACUGAUGAUACACAGAAACAGGUUAAAUCUUCGAAUGGUCUCUUUAAAUUUUUCGUUUUCUUUUCAUGUUGAAUGAUGAAGGUCAUUAGCUGUCUUACUAACACUCCCUUCAUUUUGAACUGCUGAUGAUUUUGUUCUCUUGUUGUUACCUGAUGUUGUAACUUUAACUUUAGUGUCUAGACUAGAAGUUAUGAAAGCUCUCUGAAUUGCAUGGUAGCGGUAUGAAUUUGGCAGGAAAAAAAAAAAUGCUCUACUGGUACAAUCUUGUAAAACAGAUAGUGGAAUUGUGUCUUAAUUCAAUAAUAUUUCUCCCCAUUUCCUUUUA